This is a messenger RNA of Bacillus rossius redtenbacheri, 2022 nucleotides long. Its product is annotated as TWiK family of potassium channels protein 7. Gene Ontology annotation, biological process: stabilization of membrane potential; potassium ion transmembrane transport. The record is from RefSeq and is a predicted model, not a curated record. Gene Ontology annotation, molecular function: potassium ion leak channel activity; outward rectifier potassium channel activity. Bases 37 to 1158 code for a protein of 373 amino acids. NCBI's taxonomy places the organism in Eukaryota, Metazoa, Arthropoda, Insecta, Phasmatodea, Bacillidae. The transcript is spliced from 5 exons. Gene Ontology annotation, cellular component: plasma membrane.
CCUAGCCGGGGUUUACCGCCGCAGUGGUGGCCCGCGAUGGACGACGAGAAGACAAGAUGGCGGCGGCUGCGGGCGGCGCUGGGUCACGUGGGGCUGCUGCUCACGCUCACCGUCUACACGGCCGCCGGAGGGCUCAUAUUCCGCGAGCUGGAGCGGCCGGCGGAGGUGGCGCGCCUGGCGGCGCUGCGCGGCAACGUGGCCCGCCAGCGGCACCGCAUGAUCGCCAGCGUGGUGAACAACACUGACGUGUCCAACCUGGCCACGCUGGUGUCGGUGGAGCUGGCCACCUACGAGCGGGCGCUGCAGGAGGCGGUGCGCGGCGGCGUCUCCGUGCCCGUGGAGGCGGGCCAGGCGGCGGCGGCGGGCGCCCGCUGGAGCUUCGUGCAGGCCGUCUUCUUCGCGUCCACGGUGCUCACCACCAUAGGCUACGGCAACAUCGUGCCGGUGACGUUCUGGGGCCGCGCCUUCUGCGUGGUGUUCGCGCUCGUGGGCCUGCCGCUGACCCUGGGCGUGGUCGCCGACAUGGGCCGCCUGUUCGCCGGCGGGGUGUCCGCGGCGUGGGCGCGGCUGCCCCCGGGGGCGAGGGCCCGCCUCGCCCCGCCGGCCUCCGGGGUGGGCGCCGCCGGCAGGCGCUCGCUGUCGGCGCUCGCCGCCGUGCUCUUCCUGCUGCUGUACCUGGCGGCCGGCGCCGGCCUCUUCAUGCUGUGGGAGGAGGAGUGGGGGUUCUUCGAGGGCUUCUACUUCUGCUUCGUCACCAUGACCACCAUCGGCUUCGGCGACCUCGUGCCGAAGAAGCCCAAGUACAUGCUGCUGUGCACGGUGUACAUCCUGGUGGGGCUGGCGCUCACCUCCACCAUCUUCGAGCUGGUGCGCAAGCAGUACGCGCGCUCCUGGCGGCGGCUGCAGGAACUGUCGGGCCCGCUGGGCGACGCCUUGCGCAGGCUGGGCGAGGGCGCCGGGGGCGGCAUCGACACGGCCGCGCUCACGCGGUUCCUCGCCGUGGCCGGCGCGCCCAAGUUCCGCCACGGUGGCUCCCACAGCGCGAAGCAGCAGCGCGAGUGGGAAGAGGCUAUGGCCCAAGUGCUGAAGGACAUCGCCGGACCAAAGAAGAAGCAGCCUCCCGUGGUCCAGAUCGUUCUCUACGAGUCCUCCGUAUGACACACACUGCUCACUGUGCACUAGCCAGCGCGACACGGAAAGAGACGUUACGUACAAAGUUUGCUGACCUGACCGGUUCUUGCCUGCGGAUAAACAUCUCGGAGAAAAUGUUAAAAAGGAUUAGUUCAGCGAACGUUUAACCAAAGAAAUACACUUGGUACGAUUUUCGAUCUUAUACGAGUGUUCGAAUUGUAAGUAAUGCCUACAAAAUAAUUAAGGCAAAUCCUCCACAUAAUCUUAUGUACUUAAAAUUUUCUUUAAACUAGUAAACUCUGGGCAUAUUCACAGAGCACUAAGAAUUUAAAUGUUGAAGUAAAAUGUUUACAAUUUUUGUGGUAAACAGUCCUAACUGCAUUUCAAAAAAAUUUCUUCUGAAAACAAAAAGAAUUUGAAGAUUUGAAUUUGAAAAAUAUAUAUAUAUAUUUAAGGUGUAUAUAAAAUAAAUUAUUUCUUCCUUUUUACUUCUCUAGCUAGCAAUUAAGCUAGAGCGGCUUGCCAAUAUUGAGUUUUUAUCUCUCUUAAAAAAAAAUGUUUUUGGGGUGCAUAUAAUAAAUAUGUUAUAUAUUUGUAAAUUAUUGGCUAAUAUUACUUCCAAUUUUUUUAUUUAACUUGUAGAGCUAAUAUAAAUCAGUGCUGCUAGAAAAAAUAUUUUAAGAAUAAAGUGAAACAAUAAAAUAUAGCUUACUCAUGUGAAUGUAAAAAGUGAGUACGCAAACAGAGUAUUGUAUCAAGUGUACCAUAUUAGAUAAUCUUGAUGUAUCUAGUACAUAUUCUUGUCUUAUAAUUCCAAAAUAUUGUAGCACUCUGAGCACUUAAAUAAGGAGGGUCUUAAUGUGUGAUAAAAUAAAACAAUUUAUUUUUUUG